CAGUGUCACACAGUUUGUUCCUCUGUGUUUGCUGCUCAGCGUCCCUUCGCACUUCAGUGCUUUUGUUUCUCUUCAACACCAACAGAACCUCGCUGAGGAAAGCAUAUCAAACACUUUUGUCCACUGACUACGACUACAACUGAGCUGAACUGCCUUGGACUGUUGUUGCAAAGAUGGCAAACAAGACUGAUGUGAAGGCCAUGAUGGCUCGAUUCCAAGCAGGAGGAGCAAGCAUUGAUGACUCCACUCCAGUUGGACGUCCUAAAGCAUCCCUGCAACCGACGUUAUCUUCUGGCCCAGCCAUACAAAAGAAGUCUGUUCUGGAGAGCCUCUCAGGCAGUGCGAUAAACUCUACGCACAAGCCACCUUUUCCGAAAAACACACCAUUGAUUAAAAGUGACUCAGACACACAUGAGCCAAACAAAGCUAAGGCUCUGGCAAACAAGUUUGCCAACUCCCUGGAUGACACUGCCACCAACAGACCUCCCAUUCUUAAUAAAGUACAAACACCACCGAAGCCACCUUUUUCACAGGCUACUGAAGCUAAAGGGUCAAUACAGAAACCUCCUUUUAACAAACCUCCACUCAACUCCACUUUGCCUGAAACCAAACUUGCAUUUCCAAAACCCCCUGGAGCACUUAACUCCAAGCCUAGCAGGAUGAAAGAAGACAGUGGUGGGGGUACUACACCAAACACCAGCCCAACACCGCCCAAAACACCAAAUUUGCAUCAAAAGCCACCCAGCAAUGUUCUAAAAAUGUGGCAGCAGAAUGAAGAGCAGUCAGAAACAAAGACAGACACUGUGAACAAGCCGUCAUCUCAAGCAUUCACUGCUCCGAAACCCCCCACCAACUUCAAGAAUGCUCAAAGUUUGUUCAACAAGGAGAAGGACCCACCCGAGCAGACAGAGAGUGGAGGGGUCAACAAAUCAGCCUUCACUGCUAUUAACUCUACUCCUCCCCAAAAACCUCCUGCCCACAAAAAGCCAAGUCUGAAGAAGCCGUCAAAGGGUCCUGCCCAGGCUGACGGUAUUAAUGGUGACAUUCCUCCAGGCUUAAAACGCAACCCUCUCCCCAACAGUUUAGCCUUGGGUCCCCCUCCUGCUAAACCAAAUAGGCCUCCCAAAGUAGACCUAGAUGGCUUUAAAAAAUCUGCAGAGACCCGUGAAGAUGGUCCUGGCUUUAAGAAACCCCCUCCUUUGGCACCUAACAGCCAGACCAACCAUGCACCACAGAUUCAAGCCCCACCAACACUACCGCCAGUUCUGCCUGCAAGACAUGUCGCCAUGAACCAGUCAGAUGAUAUGCCUCCUCCUCCCCCUCCUGUGUUCAGCCACCCAAGUCAGAGGGCAAAGGAGGAAAAUGAUGAUGAAGACGAAGAAGUGUAUGAAGAUGUCGAGGAACGAUGGGACCAAGAGAAAAAGAAAGAUGACAAAGAGGAGAAAAGGCGAUUGGAGGCAACAAAGAAGGAGCAGAAGGAGCGAGAAAAGAAGGAGCAAGAAGCCAGGAAAAAGUUUAAAUUGACUGGAGCCCUGGAGGUCAUUCAGAAAGGAAAAGCUCUUACAGACUGCAAAGGCAGCAAGAUGGACCUGGCUCUGAAGCAAGGAGACCAGCUCGAUAUUGUCCGUGUUCAGGGCAACCCAGAGGGGAAGUGGUUGGCACGGACAACAGAUGGAACAAUUGGCUAUGUCAAGACAACCUCGGUGGAAAUUGACUUUAACUCCUUGAAGAAUCGUCCUGCUCAGCCGGCACAUGAACCUGAAAUCUAUGACGACAUUGACGUAGUCUCGGCAGACAGUGGAGGUGUGAAAGGGCCAGCAGUUGUCCUACCGCCACCACCAGGAGAAGAUGGAGAAAUAUAUGAUGACGUAGUUGAUCCAAACCUCGAAGUCAGUUCUCUUGAAAACCAGCCCUCACCGGCGAGGACCCGCAGCAUCCUGCGGAUCUUUGACCGAAACAGACGUUCUCCCAGCUCUAAAGUACUGCCGGCACCUGACCAGUUUGCUGCAGCAGGGAAUGCAGUGCCUGCAGCACCAAUUGAUGAGGAGAUAUACGAUGAUGUUGACUCUCAAAAUGCGCCUCCGCCUCCUCCCAUCAGCAGCCUCCCAGGCAUGAAAGGCAAAAACAAAGCAGAAGACAUGGACCCAAAGAAACAGAAAAAGUUUGAGAAGGAGGAGAAGGAAUUCAGGAAAAAGUUCAAAUAUGACGGGGAGAUACAGGUCCUGUACCAGGUGACCAUCAUCUCCCCACUCAACAAUAAGAAGUGGAGCGGGAAAGACCUGCCACUGAAAGCCGGAGAGAAACUGGACGUGAUUGUCAAAGCUCAGGAUGACAAACUAGUCUGUCGGAAUGACGAGGGAAAGUUUGGUUAUGUUUCAACCAGCCAUGUGGUGGAUGAUGGAGAAAUCUAUGACGACAUUGGAGGAGAUGACUGCAUCUAUGACAAUGACUGAGAAACAUCCUUCACUGGCUGAAUACACUGAGACUAUUAACUUUUCACUAUGCGUUAUUUAUUAUGCUCACUGAUGGUACUUUAGGAGAUGCUGUAAGUUAGCUGCACAGUCUUUAGUUUCCCUGUUCUAACUUAUAAAUAUGCUUUGAAAAUGAUAAUUAUAUGAGAACCAGAUAUGGGAAGACGGGCAAGCCUGAAGUCAUUUGAACAAUCCCAUGUUGUGUUUUUUUUAUGUUUCUGGCUUCAAAAGCAAAACAAAAAGAAAAGCAGAAGCUGAAGUUGGGUAUAACAGUAUUUUAUUAUUUCCUUUUUUUCCCCCUAAUGUAUUCUUCUUUGGUUGUCAUUUAAAACUCUACAGAAGUGAAUUUUAUUUUCCUUGUUUUGCUACAUUAUAGAAACAGUAUGCAAGAAAAAUAUUAAGCAUUUGAGGCUUCGUUCUUUCUUUGUCAGCGUCGAUAUAUUAUUUGAGCAUUUUGUAGCUACCUAUAAGUCUAACUGGAAAGGCAUUUGAUCAUCAGUAAAUACGUCCUGUUUAUGGUGCCAAAUAACCUUUCACGUCUUGUAUAUAUAAUAUUUUCUCACAGCUUGAGUUUGUCCUAUUCUGUGCACACUGAAAUAAACAGCACUUUUGUUAUCAAACUUAAUAGAUCCUCAGGUUAGACUUUGUCAUGCCUGUACAUGCAAAUUAGACACAUGGAAACAUUAAGGACGAUGCACAUUCAAUGAUUUAAUGAAGAACUGUCCUAAUUCAGUUCCCAUGAUGAUAGUUUCCAUAUAAGGAUCCUUAUCUUGUGCUCAGUGGAAUCUUAAUAUCAUCUAGUGGUAAAACCUUGCAACUACAACCUUUAUCAAAUUUAAUUAUUUUUUAAUUAAAUUAUUAUUUAGCACUUA
This is a messenger RNA of Xiphophorus hellerii (green swordtail), 3343 nucleotides long. RefSeq names its product FYN binding protein 1 b (gene fyb1b). Gene Ontology annotation, biological process: T cell receptor signaling pathway; integrin-mediated signaling pathway; protein localization to plasma membrane. Gene Ontology annotation, molecular function: protein binding. Bases 174 to 2453 code for a protein of 759 amino acids. The record is from RefSeq and is a predicted model, not a curated record. Lineage: Eukaryota; Metazoa; Chordata; Actinopteri; Cyprinodontiformes; Poeciliidae. Gene Ontology annotation, cellular component: plasma membrane. The transcript is spliced from 19 exons.